This is a messenger RNA of Fomitopsis serialis, 778 nucleotides long. RefSeq lists its product as uncharacterized. The record is from RefSeq and is a predicted model, not a curated record. Bases 121 to 732 code for a protein of 203 amino acids. The transcript has 11 exons. Lineage: Eukaryota; Fungi; Basidiomycota; Agaricomycetes; Polyporales; Fomitopsidaceae.
ACGUGUGGCAAGAACCGCCUCUCUUUCUGGCAAUAUGCGUGCUCGCCGACGUAUAUCUUAGGGAAGCCGGUCUCAUGUAUAUUGCAGUCGUAUUGAGCGGGGUUGCUCCUAUGGAUAGGCAUGUGUGCUUCCUUCACCGUUUUCGCUGUCGUUUAUGGUCUUUUCAGUAAUGCAUCAGUCCAUUCUUACAUUCUCUUUCGAUUGUACCGAAUCUGGGACGACCGAAAGUUUGUCAAAUAUGUCCUUGGUCUCACCGCGGAAGUGCAAUACGUGCAGUUUCAUGCCAUAAAUCAGGCCGCGACAUGCGUAUUCCCUAAGAAGUCUUGGUAUCUUGUAGGCUCUUGGGCAGGCAUGGUCGCAUUCGAUUUGAUUGCACUUGCCAUGGUCACCCUGAGCUCCCUGAUGACCCCGCGUAGACCCAACACUGCCAUUGUCGGUGUUCUAUACAAACAGGGGUUCCUUACAUUUUUGGCGUUUCUGCUUCUACGACUAUCAAGAUUACUGCCAACCAUAUUCGGAUCGGCUGCGGACACGUUACUCAUGCCACCGGUUACGUGGGCGCUAGACGGCGUUCUUAGCUUCCGACUCUUUCUGAAGAUCAAGCAGGUCGAGCACAGUUCGAGGCGACACUGGUCAAAGUACGACGCGGGCCCGCGAACACGAGGCAACGGGAGUCUUGGUUCACAACCGACCAUCCUUGUGUUCGAGGAGAUCGAGAUGGACAAUAAAUAGAUGUCGGUGAACACUCGACGGAAAGACACGACGUUGGCACCACUAC